AUGCAAGCUGAGCAUGCUGCCUGCGAAGGCCUCUCCUGGGGCGUGGUGAACAUCGCUGCAGGGAGGACCGAACUGGAAGAAGCCUUCUUCGACAUGGCGGUGGACAAGGGGACCUUGGACUAUCUUCUUUGCGGCGAGGUGACACUGGUGAUCAGUGCCCUGCACAAUGUCCGCGUGGCACUCGCUCCGUCUGGCAUUCUGUUGGUUGUCUCCAUACAUCCGCUUGCUCUGUGGCAGGCCUUGUUUGCGGCUUUGCGCAAGGAUGCGCCCGGCCUGGGCUUUCAAGAGUUGAAGACUUGGUCCAUUGAGAACAAAAGCGGGCGUGCCACGAGCUGCCUGGCUCUCCGCCGCCCCCCUGCUGGUGACGCGCACGGCGCGGAGGAUGCCGUUACCCACGUGCUGGACCAACACUUCACAACGGAAGCGCCCCUCCUCACGCCCCGGCGCCGCGCGGCGCUGCGCCAGCGCUGGGGGGACCCGGAGACUCGCCGGGACCCUGCGGAUGUGCACGCCUUGCUCUUCCCUUCGGCAGCGGAGCAGGCCGAGUAUCCCCUGGAGCUGUUUCUCGAAGAUCUCUCCGCCGGUCACGGCGCGGAGGCGCAGCUUAGCCUGGCAGAGGCGGAGGAGUUUCUGCAACAGAACCAGUAG
This is a messenger RNA of Symbiodinium natans, 648 nucleotides long. NCBI's taxonomy places the organism in Eukaryota, Dinophyceae, Suessiales, Symbiodiniaceae. The record is from the annotation of a GenBank genome assembly.